Kogia breviceps (pygmy sperm whale) is the source of this 1683-nucleotide messenger RNA. RefSeq names its product chromosome 10 C3orf62 homolog (gene C10H3orf62). The record is from RefSeq and is a predicted model, not a curated record. NCBI's taxonomy places the organism in Eukaryota, Metazoa, Chordata, Mammalia, Artiodactyla, Physeteridae.
CUGGGUGGGGCCGGGCCGGAGCCCGAAGGGGCUGCGGGCUGGGAUGAGGGGCACGGAGCCGGGGGAGGGGGUGUGGUUCCGGCUCCAUCGCUGGUUCCUCCCUCCCGGAGAACCGCGGGCCGCACCUGACCCCACGGGGAAAAAAGCGCCGGGAGUGUGGGUUUCCCUGCUCUCCGACCCGUGGCGUGGAUCAAACUUAAGGAAAUUGUGGCAAAUACUCCGUUUGGGGGUGGUUUACAACCUCAUCUGUAACAUUAUUUUCACGUUGCUGUGUGCAUUUCCAGUGUAUUGUAUAAUAAAGACAUGGUCGCUUUUAGGGGAGAUGUCUGAAAAACUGAGAAGAUGCAGAAAGGAGCUGACUGCAGCCAUUGACCGGGCCUUUGAAGGAGUCAGUCAUUCCCAGGAGUGCUCAGGCAUGCAGAGGCUGGAGCUGGACGCUGCGCCGCUUUCCUUCCCCUUCCCCAUGCACAGGCUCCUCUGCAGGAGGCACCCGCUGGCAGUCUGCUCCUCUGCGGCUCCUUUCUCUCCUGUCCCAUGUGCUCCUGGGAAUGAGAGCCCUGCCUUUGCACCAAACCACGAACCCGUGAGUGCAAAGACACAUGCUCUAUGCCCCAAAAGAAAACCUCUGACCAGCAAGGAAAACAUACCAAUGCAUUCCUCCAUUUUGGCACCUGAAAGACAGUUUUGGAGAGCGUCAGGAGAUGGGGAGAACUGGAGAAAAGACAGUCUAAGGAAAGAUAUGGAGAAAGAUUUGAAGGUUGAGUCAAACAUGCCACUCAGCAGUUCUAGCCAAGAAGUCACAAAGGAUUUGCUUGACAUGAUUGACCAUACAGGCAUCCAAACUAUUGAAGAAUUGGCUGGAAAACUAGAAUUUGAAAACGAGUUGAACCAUGUGUGUGGUUGCUGUGAAGAUUCACCCUUCAAGGAGGAAGCCUGGGCCCUGCUGGUGGAUGAGAGCCCUCAGGAGGCCUCGGACGCAGACCCUGGCAGCCUCAAGCAGGCUUUCUAUGAUCACAAUAUCGUGGAGACUGUUUUGGACUUGGAAGAGGACUACAAUUUGAUGACCUCUUUUAAAUACCGAAUUGAUUCAUCUUGGAAAGCCAAACAAUCCCUGAAUUGUUUCCGUGGAAACACCAAACUGCAAUUUGGAUUAGCAGAAUCAAAAUAGAAACAAGGCAGCUUCAAGAAUAAAUAGGAGCUUUGGAACCUGCUAGUCACCAACUGCAAGUUCAAGCUACAGAACAAGGCAUGUGAGAAGCUGGGCCCAUCCAGUUCUAUAAGGAGGGGUUUCCAGGUCCCCUGGCUACAUGCUGCCGGGUCAAUGCAAAAGUCAUUAGAAACCAGCUCUGUCUGCAUACUGGUAGACUUGUAACAAUACUUAAGGUAGGAGCUGGUCUGUAGAAACUAGGAGAGGCUGGGGGUCUGGAGGGAAAUGGGGGGAAGAAGGGACAGGAAAAAGGAGAGAUGAGUGAAUGCCGAGUGAAGUUCCAGCAAGGAGCAGAGGCCACAGCUGAGGCCUGAGAGUACAGCAACAGUUCUUUCAAGAGGACAAUUCAAGGGACUUCCCCAGUGGUCCAGUGGUUGGGACUCCAAGCUUCUACUGCAGGGGGCACAGGUUUGAUCCCUGGUCAGGGAACUAAGAUCCCACAUGCCACGCAGUGUGGCCAAAAAAAAAAAAGACAA